Molecule: messenger RNA, 2222 nt
Organism: Ochotona princeps (American pika)
Lineage: Eukaryota; Metazoa; Chordata; Mammalia; Lagomorpha; Ochotonidae
Gene: FBXO40
Product: F-box protein 40
Exons: 3
Coding region: 78-2222 (714 amino acids)
Cellular component (GO): cytoplasm
Molecular function (GO): ubiquitin protein ligase activity; zinc ion binding; protein binding
Source: RefSeq, a predicted model, not a curated record
CCACAAUACUUUUCUUACUAAUCAUGUAAAUUAAAAUUUUCCCUUAGAAUUAAGAAGCAAGAAGAAAGUGUGAAGCCAUGGGCAGGGUACACAGGCCCCCACCUGGCCUCAGCACCCCUCACCAGCACUGUGAGGGGUGCAUCAAUCGCCACUGCCACGUUCCUGUGGAGCCCAACGUCUCCUGCCUGGUGAUAAGCUGCCGCCUGCUCUGUGGGGCCACCUUCCACAUGUGCAAGGAGACAGAACAUGAGCUUCUCUGCCCCUUGGAGCAGGUUCCGUGUCUCAACUCUGAAUAUGGCUGCCCCCUUUCCAUGUCCCGCCACAAGUUGGCCAAACACCUGCAGGUGUGCCCUGCCAGCGUGGUGUGCUGCUCCAUGGAAUGGAAUCGUUGGCCAAAUGUGGACUCAGAGACAACUCUGCAUGAGAACAUCAUGAAAGAGACCCCCAGUGAGGAGUGUCUGGACACAGCCCUGGCGCUCCAGGACCAGAAGGUCCUCUUCAGAUCCUUGAAGAUGGUGGAACUGUUCCCAGAGACGAGGGAAGCCAUGGAGGAAGAACUGGCCUUGAAUGGUGACAGCAAUUGGCAAGAAAUGGGAGGAGCAGUUGGGGGAGGGGAUGCUAGAUCAGUGCCCCAAGGUUGUCUGUCAGCUGCUAAUGGGGAGACAGUGGAGCUAAGUCAAGAAGAACGAGAAGUGCUAGCCAAGACCAAGGAAGGGAUGAACCUGGACAAAUUCGACAAGUGGGAAAAUAUGUUUAGUAAAGAGCAUGCCGCCUCUACUUUAGCAAGUUCAUCAGCAAGCGGAGACAGCAAGAGCAGGAAUGGCCCAGGGACACAACAGGGUUCCAGUGACAAUAACAAAGCAGAAGGAGAAGGCACUGCCAAAGGUGAAGAAACACAGGAAAACCAGAAGCAGAGGGGCUCCCAUGCAGCAGUGGAGACAACGGGGCUCGCCCCGUGGCAGGAUGGUGUCCUGGAAAGACUGAAGACAGCUGUGGAUGCCAAGGACUAUAACAUGUACCUAGUGCACAACGGGAGGAUGCUGAUUCACUUUGGUCAGAUGGCCGCCUGCACGCCCAAGGAGAGAGACUUUGUCUACGGUAACCUGGAGGCUCAGGAAGUGAAGACCGUAUACACCUUCAAGGUUCCUGUGAGCUACUGUGGGAAACGAGCUCGAAUCGGAGAUGCCAUGGUGAGUUGCCGGCCAAGUGAACACAAGGCUGUCGAUACUUCGGACCUGGGGAUCACGGUGGAGGACCUGCCCAAAUCCGACCUCAUCAAGACCACCCUUCAGUGUGCUUUGGAAAGAGAACUCAAGGGUCACGUCAUCUCUGAAUCCAGGAGCAUUGAUGGGCUGUUCAUGGACUUUGCCACUCAGACAUACAACUUUGAGCCAGAACAGUUUUCUUCGAGGACAGUGCUGGCUGACCUCCUCACCACGACCAAUCCUGGAGGGCUCCACGUGGAGCUCCACAGUGAGUGUGUGACUAGGAGACACAACAAGAGCAGUUCUGCCUUCACAUUUACUUGUAACAAAUUCUUCAGGAGGGAUGAAUACCCCCUGCACUUCAAGAACGUCCACACCGACAUCCAGUCAUGUCUCAAUGGCUGGUUCCAGCAUCGUUGCCCCCUUGCCUACCUGGGAUGCACAUUUGUUCAAAACCACUUCCGUCCUCCAGGGCAAAAGGCCAAAGUGAUCUACAGUCAGGAGCUCAAGACCUUUGCCAUCAGGCCAGAGGUGGCUCCAGAGCUGAAUGAAGGAAGGCAGGUCAACCAGCUCUCCGGCCGUGGAGGAAAAAGCCACCACUCUCUCACAAGCCUGCCCCUGGAGCUUCUGCAGUACAUUGCUGGGUUUUUGGACAGCAUCAGCCUGGCCCAGUUGUCUCAGGUGUCAGUACUGAUGAGGAAUAUCUGUGCCACUCUGUUACAGGAGAGAGGAAUGGUCCUCUUGCAAUGGAAGAAGAAAAGAUAUUCCCAUGGAGGUACCUCCUGGAAGGUCCACAGACAGAUUUGGCAGUUCAGCAGCCUCUUCUCCAAAAUCAAGAGCUGGGAGUUUAAUGAAGUCACCUCCAUGUCUGAGCACCUGAAAGCCUGUCCUUUCAACAUCAUAGAACACAGGACAGAUCCUGUUCUCUUAACCAGCAUGUGCCGGCCCCGUGAGCAGCCCCGGAAGAGCUUAGUCUCCACCUUCAGAGCCCGACCUCAUACAAGACAAGCCUCCUAA